AUGUCCCACGCUUUAAAGCAAGUGUUCAAUAAAGACAAAACCUUCCAGCCCAAGUGCAAGUUUGAGCCGGGGACUCAGCUGUUCGAGCUGCACAAGAAGGCUCAGGCCUCGCAAAACGCUGGCCUGGACUUGAAAGUGGCCAUCCAGCUGCCGCCGGGAGAGGAGCCGAAAGACUGGGUGGCCGUGCAUGUGGUGGACUUCUUCAACCGCAUCAACCUGAUCUACGGCACCAUCAGUGACUAUUGCACAGAGCAGUCCUGCCCCAUCAUGUCGGGGGGCCCAAAGUACGAGUACCAAUGGCAGGACGAGCACGAGUACCGAAAACUCACGGCCCUGUCUGCUCCCCAGUACAUGAACCUCCAGAUGGACUGGAUUGAGGUACAGAUCGGCAACGAGGACAUCUUUCCCACGAAUGCUGGUGAGCCCUGCCCCAGCCUGGACCCCCCCUCCCAGCGUGUCCUCCCACUCCCGGGGCGCCCGCAGCUAGCCGGGCCCCCCCCCCCCAGCGUGUCCUCCCACUCCCGGGGCGCCCGCAGCUAG
Opisthocomus hoazin is the source of this 540-nucleotide messenger RNA. The record is from RefSeq and is a predicted model, not a curated record. NCBI's taxonomy places the organism in Eukaryota, Metazoa, Chordata, Aves, Opisthocomiformes, Opisthocomidae.